CAAUCAAUACAGAUCCUUGCUUCCUCUCUUUUAGAUCAUCAUCAUCACCAAAACAAUUACGACGUAACGAACAACACAAAAAUACCCCUUUACGCGGGAAUACUCAAGUCACAACAGCCAUCCCCCUUUCAGCUUUGUGAUCCGCAUGACCAAAUAUUAAAACAAUUACGUUACCAAUUCAAAUCAGCCCGAAAGUCAUUUGUCAGAUUUGUUGUUCUUUUUCCACUUCCAACAAUCUUCUCGCAGAAGCAAGCCUCUCAAGAAUCUAAUUUCGGAUUAUACGCCAACAUGCAAACGGAGGCCGACAGUAUUUGAAUUUCAUCAAAACAUAAUCGUAUCACCCCUGUUUAGUCUUGAACAAAAAGGCUGAACUUCAAUCUCAGCUCGUUUCGCCCUUUCGUGAGAGGGGGCGUGCAUGGAACGCAGCAGCGCUUUUGAAGAUUCAAUUGUCCAAUUUGAUCAUGUCUAAUCACGACGGUAUGACAGAACCGAGAAUAAUUUUAAGAGGAGCUUCGAUGGAAGGAAACGUAAGCAACACGAAUGCAAACGGAUCGCAGUCACAGUCCCGUACUCAAGAAUUACACACUAUUCCACAAGAUGGCCAACAGAAUGGAGCCACACACAGUCGAUUAGGUCCUCCACUUCAUUUAUCGACGCCAGACUCCGCCAACAUUUCGCCUCAAAAGAGACAGACGAUGAUGCAACCUGAUGAAAUGCCAAGAUUACCUUCUACUUUAACUGAGAAGAGACCAGAUAUACAAGUGGAGCCUUCAAAUGUGCAGAGUUCACACGAACACCCAACAGGAUCCGCUACAAGCGAUCACUUUACCAUGCAACAAAGUCCCAUCUCUAUAAGUCCUCUUGGCCAAAAUACAUCACCUCAAACGACAAUGCGAUCAUCAUCUGCUGCUCUGUCAUCUUCCCUCCUUAGCCCUGCGCUUCAACCAUUAAACAUGCCCAACCUUUCACCAGCUGUAUCACCAUUGUCAGCAGAUCCUUCAACGGAAUUUAGCAAUUUGAGCCGGUCCGUUUCGCCGUCAGUACGGCCAACUUCGACUUUAUUCGUUAAUGAAGCAAAGAGAAGACCGUUCAGCGUGUUCAUGCCAAGGGAGGCAACCGCAUCUCCUUCAUCGAUUCUACGAUCACCUUCUCCUUCUGGAUUGAGAAAUUCGCCAGGCGGUCAAAAUUCUCCAAAUGUUUCAGAAAGAGAGGAGCAAGCUAGCUCAAGUAUGACUGCUUGGGAAUUCUUGCAUGUUGAGCCAGCACCUCAACAAAGCAAGCAGCAAUCAAAUGAUUUGCUGUCCGUUCCGAAUUCUUCAUCGACAAAAGCGAACGGAAAGGGCAAACAUCGCGCAGAAGUACCGAUCAUGGAACUGCGUAUCCUUCCCGUCACAGAUACAGUGAAUAUGUUUGGAUCCACACAGACAAGCUCAAAUUAUUCCCUUUCUGGGAAAGUCAUUGUUCGUGUACACAAUGUGAUUCGAGAAUUGUCUCCGCCUUCUCAAAAGUCAAACGGCAGCAAGAAUGGUGCACACAUAAAAGGUACCAAAAAUGAUGACGGCUCCGUUUGGCUUCCCAAGAUCAAUACAGAAUCGAGCUUUUUCGAUGCGGAUCAGAUUUUUUCUGAUUAUCUUGAAAAUUAUGAUGACAGUGAUCCGUCUGCAGCGUUGCGUGUACAAGAGGUGAAUGUGAUGUCGCUCAGCUGUACCUUUUCAGGUUAUGCGUUGUACGUUGAUCAUUCGGGACGAUUUUCGGCUUGUAAGCUGACCGAGGUAACGGAAGAGCUCUUGCCAAGAGGGUACACUAUCUCUAUUCCAGAACUUGGCAAGAGUCAAGAGUAUGAAAUUGAGUUCAAUUUGUCACUGCCGGGAUGGCUUCCAGGAAGUUUGUCAACCCGAUUCGGCGGAACAUUCUAUUCUUUAGAAGCCAGGGCAAAGUACUCUGCAGCCGAUGGAGGACAGCAGCAACAGCAUGCUAUCCCAUCUUCGCUCGUACCACCUAGAAGGGGAUCAAUGUUGCCGGACACAUCGUCCUCAGACGGGCAAAGUGACUCUGAAGGUCAAUCUGUUCCCCUCAAUUGGCAAAGUCCGCAUCGCUUAGCGACAAGAGUGGCCCCGAGAACCACAGCAAGUGAUGGAGAGGAAGCUCGUCAAGCUUCUUCCAGCAGCAAAGCAAAAGGACGUAGUGAUUCAACCCCGCCGGCUGGUAAAAGUACCUGGUUGGGCAAAAGGGCGAAAAAGCUUGCAAUUAUCACUAAAGGGCCUACAAGUGGGACGGCAUCUCCUACCACGCUGUCGCCAAGUCCAUUCGCAGCUCGACAAACAUCUUUACCCGCUGAAACAAUGCCUUCGAACGAAUUCCGGAUGCCUCCAAAGCUCUUUGCUUCUAGAGGCUAUAUCAGUGCGUUCAGCGAUCCACAUGUGAUCAUUGUACGGCGAUGCAGAGAAGUUGUCCCCGUUCCUGUUGCAAGAAUGGCAAUCGUUGGUGCAGAUGCGGCAACGGCUAAUGGUAUGAGGGAUCCACCUGAAGCAGUGAGAUCGGGAAUGGUGAUUCCUCCUCCAGCAAGGCGCGAAGAUGUGGCAAGACCUCAACCGCCACCUAUCAAUACCAAUGCACCGCUUCCACAGCUGCCGUUACCGCCAUUACCUGACCAAGCUCAAGAACAACCUUUGCAAGGACCACCUGUUGCUCCAAAUACGUUUGAUCUGCCUCUCGAUCCAGCAAAAGCAGCGGCUCAUGUUUCCGCUGCUUCGACAUCGGCAUCUCAAUCCAGUCCGCAUGCUCCUCAGCGCACUUCUAGUGCGCCCGAUCCAAGCUUGCAUCCUCCCAAUCCAAACGAGAAUCAUCCAAAUGCGCCUCCUAUGCGACACUUCUUGCAUAGACCAAUGCUACAUCCACCUGCUGAUGCAAAUAUACCAAAUGCGGCGGCAGGAUUACCGUUUUCGCUCACAUUGAGCUUACCAAGUCAUGUUCCGAUUGAUGGCCCGGGAAGUGAUAUUUUGAACUUUGGCGUUCAAAUUGAAGUAGGCAGAUCAUCAAUGUGGUCAAAAGUACGUGAAUUGGGAGGAUUACGAUUGCGUGAUAUGGAGUUGAGCUGCGUACAAACGGAAAGACAUUGUUCUAUUCCUUCACGUACGUUCUGUCAUGCUUAUCCAAUGCCGCCUGAGCCUCGUGUUGAAGCAGAAGAUUUGCCAAUCUUUGGUCCACCGCCUCAACAGGCACCAAGUGGACGUAAGCUGGCUUCCAGUGAAGUUCGACAAAGACGAGGUUAUGAUCGUGGUCUUGUGCAAUACCAUAUUGAUCUUGUGCAAGCCGGACGUGCGCCUCAUCCAUCUGCCAACAAUGUCGAACGUGUUCGAACGGUCGUCGUUGGUCCUCCGCCUACUCCCAAUGCGAUCAAAGCGUCUUCGUCACGAUCCAAGGGCGGUGAACGUGGAAAGGAGAAAGAGCAAGAACGCAAGAAGGAAGCAAAAAGCGAUGGAAGACGAAGGAGUAUGCAUGGCAGUCAUUCUUUGCCAGAUGUUCAUCAUCAUGUCGGCAAUAAUCCAGCCGGUAAUGCAGUACAAGUCAAUGGGGUAGAGAAUGGAGUGAGUGGUUCCACUUCUAGAGGCAAUCUUGACGAUCAAUCUUUGGAAACUAUGCCAAACGACUCUGCCAGUAGAAGAAACACUGGUCGUGGUAGAAGAGCAUAUCAAUCAGCUAUGCGUGGUUUGAGUAACUUUGCGACUGCAGUGAUGGAUAUUUCAUUCGAUAUGGACGAUCAGGCAAAUGAAGCAGAAGGCAGAAGAGCCAGAGAAGGCGGUGGAGAGAGUCGAAAUCAGGCAAAUCAGGGCGCGGGUCAAAAGUCUACCAAGGAUGGUGUAGGACAAGAUUCAAACCGAGCAGCAUUGUACUCUUUUGCAGGCUCUGAUGGGCAUGGCGUUGAUCUUACGCGAGGGAGAGUAAGAAUGGCGAUCAAAUUACCUUUGGUGACCAGCGAUGCGACUCGAGCGAAAAAUGCUGCUACACCACAAUUAGUUUCAGACUUUGAAAGCCCGUUCACCAAAACGAGGCAUAAGUUGCAAGUCAAAUUGGGCUUCGGGUUUGGCAGUAAGCCAUUGGGCGGAGAUGGAGAAUGGGGACAAUCCUUGAUGAUGUGUGUUCCAGUCCGUUUCACUGAAGCUGCACCACGAGAAGUUCGUGAGCAAUUUGCACCUUUACCUGUUCGUCAAGUUGCCGUCGUUAGCAAUAGCAAUCCUUCAAAUACAACUUCCAGCAAUCUUGCGACUCCUGUCGUCGUUGAUGACGGAGCUGUGGCUGCCACUCCAGGUGGUAGUGUUGCGCCUGUUUUGCCGAGUUACAACCAAUUGUUCAGAGAAGACGGAUCUCGCUUAGCAGACGAAGGUGAAGAUUUACCGCAAUACUCUGGCCCACGCAAUCCACAUCCUGUUGGCGGCUCGGUGACAGGACCUUCACUUCAUGACGGUACAGAAGCAGGUGAAGAUGAAAUUGAAGAAGUGCGAGAGACUAGCUUUGAGGGAGAGAAUGGUGCUGGUCCUGGUCCCUUGCAUGUUCGUACUCGAACAUCAAGCCUGGCAGGUUCUACCGCAAGGCCGAAUGUAGGAGGAAGUGCGCCGAUGGAAGCCAGCUCGUCACGUUUGCCUUUCCUUGACAAUCGAAUCGCACCUUCACACGUUCUGGACGAGAGCAUUCCAGCGGACAAGCGUGGAAAUGCAUCAAGAGCGCUGCAACGUGCUGAACUGGAAGAGUUGCAUCGCGAAGAAAGGGAAGAAGAAUCACGCAGGUUGCGUAGGAUCUCAUCUCAUCGAGAUCUGCAAGCCGGGGUGGAAAUUUCUACUGAUCGAAUGCAAAUGUUACGUGUUGAUCAUGGUAGCGGAGGAGAAAGUGGACAAGAAGGAGAUCUUUCUGAUUCUGAACAAACAAGAAUGAUGGAGGAAACUGUGAAUAUGGAUGAUAUGGAUCAAUUUGAUGAUGAAGUACCUGCUUUCGCUUUGGGUCGUUCGCCAAUCGGCGGUGGUGGCAAUGGCGGUGCUGGAAGUAGCAAUUUGAAUCGCAAUUCCAUGAUGCCAAGUGUUUAUAGCAAUAUGGAACCUGGCUCAAUCUCAGCAACAGGUGAAGACGAAAGCGGAUUUGCUUCAACAAGAAUCAAUAAUGCUUGAUAAUGACCAAAAUUUGAAUAUGAGUACUGUACACAUUGUGUGCUUUACCCUUUGAAAGUAGUUUUACGACCUAUUUUAUGUACACACUUAAUGACUUUUACGGAUUACACUACUUCCCAUCGUAAUUAUCCAUUAAUGACGAUUCUUUUAUUAUAAGGUGCACGGGGAAAU
Meira miltonrushii is the source of this 5330-nucleotide messenger RNA. RefSeq lists its product as uncharacterized. Lineage: Eukaryota; Fungi; Basidiomycota; Exobasidiomycetes; Exobasidiales; Brachybasidiaceae. The transcript has a single exon. The coding region runs from base 462 to 5159 and encodes 1565 amino acids. The record is from RefSeq and is a predicted model, not a curated record.